Messenger RNA from Fusarium coffeatum, 2562 nucleotides. RefSeq lists its product as uncharacterized. Gene Ontology annotation, biological process: mitotic DNA replication preinitiation complex assembly; DNA replication initiation; double-strand break repair via break-induced replication. The coding region runs from base 1 to 2562 and encodes 853 amino acids. The transcript has 3 exons. The record is from RefSeq and is a predicted model, not a curated record. Gene Ontology annotation, molecular function: DNA replication origin binding; chromatin binding; single-stranded DNA binding. Gene Ontology annotation, cellular component: DNA replication preinitiation complex. Lineage: Eukaryota; Fungi; Ascomycota; Sordariomycetes; Hypocreales; Nectriaceae.
AUGUAUCUUCCACGAUCUUUGAUCUCGAAACUAUACAUCCACCUCCAGCAAACACGACACCCGCUCUCCCCACCUGUACUUAUUCUUGUCGCCCUCGAACCCGACGCUCUUUGUGCUUGCAGAAUUCUCACCCGAUUGCUCAAACAUGACUAUAUUCCUCACAAGAUCCAGCCCGUAUCCGGCUUUGACGAUCUUGAAAAAGCUGGUAAGGAAUUAGUCAUGCCCAUGAAAGAGUCUGAGGGUGGUAGCGGUGGUGUCGUCGUGUGCCUUGGGGUGGGAGGCAUGAUUGACCUGGGUAAAGCACUCGAGCUUGAUCUUCCAGGCGAUGAUGCUCCUUAUAGCGGCGUAGAGGUCUGGUUAAUGGACGCACGUCGGCCAUGGAAUCUUCAUAACGUCUUUGGCAGUUUCCCUCUGGAACCUGCAACCGAGAUAUCGUCCACGAACCAGUCAAGAAGCCCUGCUGGAGUCGAUGGUGGGAAGAUCACUCGCGUCUUUAAUCCUGGUAAAGGUGGCAUCAUCGUUUUCGAUGAUGGCGACAUUGAAGAAGACAUGGAACCUCAGCGUAACGCGUACCUUACAUUAGCAGACAUACCUGAAUUUGACGACGAUGGCGAUGACUUGGGAGACACCGAUGAUGAGGAAGGGGACGAUGACGAUGAGAAUGUUGACGGUAUUGGCCAAGGACCUACGCAUGCGGGUCAAAAACGCAAAAGCUGGUCAGAUGCAGAGGACGAUAGCGACGAUGACAGACCUCGACAACGACGAAGGAGUAAUUCGUCUAGUUCGAUUGCAGAGUCGCCACGGCGUCCACAACAGAGGGGCCUCCUCUCUGCACGGCAAGUUGAUAUGUCUAGCGAUCCAGCCGAGCCCCCUUCUGGAGCACAACCACCGGCAGGCCCGUCACCUCGUGCACUGCGCAGACGACUACGACGAAUUUUUGACGAGAACGAAACCAUCUGCAACCAGUAUUACAAAAUUGGAUGCUCCUUCUCGGAACCGCUAUCUUCGAUGAUGUAUUCUCUUGCUUCCGAGCUUGGUAGAGAAGACAACGAUCUCCUAUGGCUAACUAUAGUUGGUGUCACGUCUAUGGAAAUCUAUGGUCGCUCGUCAGCGGGUACUGCUGCGCCUGUCAGGCAAAGUGACAAGAGUCGUCCGACAGGCUGGCUAGGGAUUCGGGGGGCGAGGAUACGCCAGCUUCUCCGAGACGAAGUGAGACGUCUAAACCCUCCAGAAAUCACAAACGGGCGUGUUGCUGUGGAAAAUACUGGUGUUAUCCCCACCACAGCGAGAAACCCGGAAGACACAGGAAUUCGACUGUCCCCUGAGCCCAAAUUCUUACUUAUCCGCCACUGGAGUCUGUACGACAGCAUGCUGCACUCACCAUACCUUUUUUCACGUUUAAAAACCUGGAGUGAGACAGGAAUCAAGCGGCUUCACAAAUUGCUUGCAAAGAUGGGAGUCAGUCUUGCUCAGUGCAAGCAAAGCUAUACCCACAUGGACAUGAUGCUGAAGCGCGAGCUCAGGGCGAAAUUGCUAAAGUACGGCUCACUUUAUAAUCUCGAUGAGAUGGUACCGCCGGUCGACACAGAUGGCAAAGAUCGUGCCGGUGCUAAAGAUGGAUGGGGUUUUGUUCGUAGUUGGGGCUGGCGCGCAACAUUGAGUGCUCAGGACGUGGGAGUUGUCAUCGGCGCACUUUUAGAAGUUGGCAAGCAUGCUCAGAACGCAGAGUCCGCUGUAGUCGCAAGUCAAUCCAACCAAGAAACUGAGCAAGCCGAAUUGGCAGCUCAGGGAGAAGAAUGGGUUGAACAGUUCUGGGAGGCCUACGACGCGCUGGAAAACAUCGACGCGCUGAAAGCCGGACUCCCCACUGCUCAAUUUCUCCAUCGAGCAAUCUAUCGGACAGGGACUUCGCUCAUCAAGGACAAGCAAAUAAAACACCUUCGCGCAUUCCGCAUGUGUGUAGUCAAGGAAGGGCCUGACGUUUCGCUUUUCACACACCCCGCAGCACUUACCAAACUGGCACUCUGGAUAGGCGAGGCGCUUGCCGAACAAGAGAGGGAAGCUCACGGAAAGCUGUCACAGGGCGGCCGCGGUACACCCCUUGUUGUCGCUGGUCUUAAUGAGAAACGAGGUGUGUAUGUCGUGGUGGGCACAGGUGGUGGAGGUGGCCCAGACACGACAUUACUGGACAGAGAAGCCGCGAAGAAGCGCAAAGCCGAAAGAGAGGCCAAACUCAAGAAGAAGGAAGAGUCGCGUCUAGCAAAGCAAAAGGUACGAGAAGACAAACGGGCGGCUCGACGAGAUGCAGGUGAUGAUGAAGACGAACUUGAGACCGAGUCGGAGGAUUCGGAUAGCUCAGACUCGGACGUGUCAGAUGAUGAGGACGUCGAACAUGAAAAGGGCUACGGUCUCAACAAGUUUGGCAUUGCAUUCGAAAAAGCGGCGGAGGAGACGAAGGCCUCAUGGCGGGCUGAUAACUUCGACCGUUGUGUGAUAGAAAUAAAGAAGGAGGAUCUCGGUGGUUUCCUUGAGAGUCUCAGUAUGAAGGCUGUGGUGGGUUAG